Molecule: messenger RNA, 2105 nt
Organism: Poecilia latipinna (sailfin molly)
Lineage: Eukaryota; Metazoa; Chordata; Actinopteri; Cyprinodontiformes; Poeciliidae
Product: UDP-glucuronosyltransferase 2B31-like
Exons: 3
Coding region: 41-1792 (583 amino acids)
Molecular function (GO): UDP-glycosyltransferase activity
Source: RefSeq, a predicted model, not a curated record
ACAUGAGUAAUAUUUGAUGUUAAACAUAUCAUGAACUCUGAUGACUUCACCUUUAAUCUACAAACUGGACUUUGCAUUACAAACUGAGGUCAUCUUUGUUCAAAAGCUCUGCUGUCUGCAAAUAAGUAUCAAAUAUUAUCCUGGCUCACCAAGGACUGGCAGCACAAAUUAUACUCUGGGAAUCAGGUUCAACAACAGUCAGGAAAUGUCCACCACUGCCUCUAUAUUCCUGGCACUUCUCUGCUUCCUGUUACCCCCAUCCACUUCCUGUGGAGGCAGCAAGAUCCUGGUGGUGCCUGUUGAUGGCAGCCACUGGAUCAACAUGAAAAUAAUUCUUGAAGAGCUUCACUCCAGAGGCCAUCAAAUCACAGUUCUACGCUCUGCCAAGAGCUGGUACAUCCCCAGUAACUCCUCCAUUUAUACCUCCAUUAAUGUCCCAAUGUUGGAGGAUGAGGCAGACAGAGACUUUUACAUUACAAUGAUCCAGGAUGUCAUGUAUCGACGAAGCUAUCCCAAUUUUAUACGCACGUUUUAUCAACAGUACUUGCUCACAUCUGCCUUAGGAGAUGGUCAUAUGAUUCUGGCAAAGUCAGCUGGUAAAAUUUUGGAGGAUGUUGUGCUAAUGAAGAGGUUAUGGGAUACUAAGUUUGACUUAGUAUUGACAGACCCAGCACUUCCUGUAGGGGUGAUUCUUGGUGGUUACCUAAAACUGCCAAUGGUCUAUAAUGUCCGCUGGAUCAAUACAGGAGAAGGUCAUCUAACUAUCGCUCCCUCUCCUGUCUCCUAUGUUCCUAUAUCUGGAAGUGAACUUCACGAUCAAAUGGAUUUUCAGGAGAGAAUUAAGAAUAUGUUGCAUUAUCUAUACAGUGUUUAUGAACAGUACUUCAUCAUUAACCCAGCCUACACUGAUCUCUUCCAGAAAUACUUCCCUCCUGGGACUGACUUGUUGUCUUUGGAGCUCUCAGCUGAUAUCUGGCUUUUCAGAGCAGAUUUUGUCUUUGAGUUCCCUCGACCCACCAUGCCCAAUAUGGUUUACGUAGGGGGGUUCCAGUGCAAGGAGGCCCAACCUCUGCCUGAUGAGCUGGAGGCAUUCAUGAAGAGCUCUGGGGAACACGGGGUGGUGAUCAUGUCACUGGGAACAUUGGUGUCAGCUCUGCCUCAUGGGAUCACAGAAGACAUUGCUGCUGCUUUUGCUGAGCUCCCUCAGAAAGUGAUUUGGCGUUUUGAUGGUGAAAAACCUUCAACUUUGGGAAAAAACACCAAGUUGGUGAAAUGGCUUCCCCAGAAUGAUCUCCUGGGACAUCCUAAGACUAAAGUCUUCAUAGCCCAUGGAGGAACCAAUGGCAUGUAUGAGGCCAUCUACCAUGGUGUUCCUGUUCUGGGUUUGCCCCUCCUAUUUGAUCAGUUUGACAACUUACUCCGACUGAAAGUUCGUGGAGCAGCUAGGGUGGUGGAGGUCCGAUCACUGACCAAAGACAAUUUCCUGGAGGCUCUAAAGGACAUCCUGGAGAAUCCGUCUUAUCGUGAAAACAGCCAACGUCUCUCUCAGCUACACCGUGACCGACCAAUGUCUGCAAUGGACACAGCCAUCUUCUGGAUAGAGUACGUCAUCAGGAAUAAAGGAGCUGCCCACCUGCGGUCCACAGGUUUCGGUCUGCCUUGGUAUUCCUACUUCUGCCUGGAUGUAGCAGUCUUUGUAUUGGCCAUAACUGGAACCUCCAUCUGGGGUUUCAUCUUUGUCUGUAGGUUACUCUGCUGCAAGAGGUCCAGCAAGAAGAUCAAACCAGAGUAAUUCAUCUAGAAAUUACUUCCGUUUUUAUGAAUAUACAAUUUUGCUACAGGUUUCUGCUUGUAGCUAAACCAAAAACAACAAGCUGUGCAAUAUACCAACAUUUCUGCCUCAUAUUCAGUGUUGCGUUAAGAGCAUAAAUCUCAUCCAAACUGUAUUUAAAUGUUAUUUCUGGACAUAUGAAUUGAGAAAACUGAAGUGCUUUUGCAACUGAUCUCUUGCUGAAACAAACAUAAGUGUUUUUGCCAUAUUCUUAUUUGUCAAAUCUGAAAUUUUAAAUUCUAAUUGCUUACAAAACAUGUAUUGCGGAAGAUUU